UCCCCCCGAUGGCAACACUUUUUCAAUCAAUAAAGCGUUUGCGCACCCCCAUCCCCCAAAAAAAAAAAAAUCCCAUUCAAGAUGUACACAAAUGCUAUACCCCAAAGCCAAAAGCACACAUAGAUCCAACCACAAGCAUACAAAACAGCUCUAUAACCAACCUACACGCUCUCCAUUUCACCACUCGUCCAUUUGUACUCUUUGGUCUUCUGAGGCAAUCGCAUGCACAAGAAUUCCACUUCGCGUCGUCGUCGUCGUCAUCCGAGUCGUGUCGUUAGAUUUUGCUCCCCCAGUUAUCUACUAUUUAAAAAAAAUCAUAAAAAGAAAAAAUUCAACUACCUAAAUGGUAAUGUGUGUUACUUGUGUAUUAUAGGAGCUAAAACCUACAACACAGUUGUAUAAUAGAGGUAUUAUUACCCCCAAAAUAAAAUAAAAAAAAGAGUGUUUUUGUGCUAAAUUGUGAGAGAGAGAAUUUGAGAAGAAAAAAUGUACACCUUACUCUAAAAAUGUUAGAAUGAAAAAGUAAAAGAAAGAAAGAAAUAAAAAAAAAAGAAAUCAAAAAAUAGAUACACAUUCCAACAAGUGCAUCAGAAUUUAAACCCAACAAAAAAGAAGAAGAGAAUUCCUUCUCCAAAAAAAACCUGAUAACACGAUAUCAUCAUUAUUAUUAUCAUCACGACACUAUUAUCAUCAUUAAAACUAAAAAAGAAAAACCAAGUGGAUUAUUUCAAAAUCGUGCAACAAAUUUCGUUCGCCUGUUUACCGACCACUACUAACACCGUUUUGUAGUCGUUGCUGCUGAGAACAAACAAAAAAAAUCCUUUAAUCCUUUUUUGGGAGGAUAAUUUUUUAUUUUUUUUACUUUUUUUUGAUUUUUUCGUAUUCUCAAAGCUAAAGUCGGCCAUUCACGGCCGAUUCCAACGACCUUCAAAACGUUUUGUGUCGAAGCAAUACGCACAAUGGGCUGCGCACAGUCUGCUGAGGAACGAGCCGCAGCCGCCAGGAGCCGCCUUAUUGAAAGGAAUUUGAAAGAAGAUGGCAUACAGGCUGCUAAGGAUAUUAAACUAUUAUUGCUUGGUGCUGGUGAAUCAGGAAAGAGUACGAUAGUCAAACAAAUGAAAAUCAUUCACGAAAGCGGGUUCACUUCGGAGGAUUUCAAACAAUAUCGACCAGUUGUAUACAGCAAUACAAUACAAUCCUUAGUUGCAAUACUUAGAGCCAUGCCAAAUCUCAGUAUUCAAUAUAGCAAUAAUGAAAGAGAGAGUGAUGCAAAAAUGGUUUUCGAUGUGUGUCAAAGGAUGCAUGACACGGAACCAUUCUCAGAGGAAUUAUUGGCUGCUAUGAAACGAUUAUGGCAGGACACUGGUGUUCAGGAGUGCUUCUCACGUAGCAACGAAUAUCAACUAAAUGAUUCCGCUAAAUAUUUCCUUGACGAUUUGGAUCGGUUAGGUGCAAAAGAUUACCAACCUACCGAACAGGAUAUAUUGCGCACUCGUGUCAAAACAACUGGUAUUGUUGAAGUGCACUUCUCCUUCAAAAACCUUAAUUUUAAAUUAUUUGAUGUCGGUGGGCAACGUUCUGAGCGAAAGAAAUGGAUCCAUUGCUUCGAAGAUGUAACCGCGAUCAUUUUCUGUGUAGCAAUGUCUGAAUACGAUCAAGUAUUACACGAAGACGAAACUACGAACCGAAUGCAAGAGUCAUUAAAACUUUUCGAUUCCAUCUGUAACAAUAAAUGGUUUACAGACACCUCGAUAAUUUUAUUCUUAAACAAAAAGGAUUUAUUCGAAGAAAAGAUCCGAAAGAGCCCAUUGACAAUCUGUUUCCCAGAAUACACCGGCGGACAAGAAUAUGGUGAAGCAGCCGCCUACAUUCAAGCUCAAUUCGAAGCGAAAAACAAAUCAACCUCAAAAGAAAUUUACUGCCACAUGACGUGCGCCACAGAUACAAAUAAUAUUCAAUUUGUAUUCGAUGCAGUCACCGAUGUAAUUAUUGCAAAUAACCUGCGAGGAUGUGGUCUCUAUUAGAUGAUAAUAAUGGCACAAAAAACAAAAAAUAAAACAAAAUUUAAAAAAAUCCAAAAACAAGAACAACAACAACAAGAAAAAUUAAUAUUAAAAAUUUAUAAUAAUUCAUUUAAUAACAAUAAUAAAUUAUUGUUGUUAUUGUUUAUUAAUUAUUAUUAUUAUUAUUAUAAUUAUUAUAUGAUAAUGAAA
Episyrphus balteatus (marmalade hoverfly) is the source of this 2213-nucleotide messenger RNA. RefSeq names its product G protein alpha o subunit (gene Galphao). Bases 960 to 2024 code for a protein of 354 amino acids. NCBI's taxonomy places the organism in Eukaryota, Metazoa, Arthropoda, Insecta, Diptera, Syrphidae. Gene Ontology annotation, molecular function: G-protein beta/gamma-subunit complex binding; G protein-coupled receptor binding; GTP binding. The transcript is spliced from 9 exons. Gene Ontology annotation, biological process: adenylate cyclase-modulating G protein-coupled receptor signaling pathway. The record is from RefSeq and is a predicted model, not a curated record. Gene Ontology annotation, cellular component: heterotrimeric G-protein complex.